CAUGGCUCCUCUCCGAACGAAAAGGCGCAAGAAUGAUACACUCAUCGCAGAACCUGCUAAUCCUGAAGAGCACCUGGUUCAACUUGAACAUGCAGAGGUCGCCAGUAGCGUGGCACAAGGCAGCAACUUUCCUAGUCUAUCUGUGUUCCCUCUUGAAUUACUUUUAGAGGUGUUCUCGUAUGCAGAUCCAGAUGACUUGCUCAGCCUGGCGAGGGUCAAUAAAUGGCUGCGUGCCAUUCUUCUGGAUCGAAGAAUAGAAUUUCUUUGGCUCAAUGCUUUAAAGCGUGUUGAUAGCUUACCUCUCGCCCAAGCGACAUGUCUGUGCUUUGCUAUGCUGCCCUCAUGUUCGAUUCGUUUUGCACAGUGAGGAUUUGGGUUUUCUUCUGUACUUUAUGUUCAAUCAACGAUUGACUGUCUCAGGAAUGCAUGGACAAGGGAAUUUGUCACCUGAUAUCAGAAGACAACGCAAGAUAUUGCGAGUCAUGCAUGGCUGAGCAACCUUCCCAAGCCCCCUCAAGAAUAUCUCUUCAAAGGUGUGGCAGUGGGCUAUGGGAUGCAUCAUUACUGGAAUACCAUGGCAACCCACUCGAAGAAGCUACCGGUCUUCGGGAGAGGGCUGGCACAAGCCCACUGUCAGACUUCUUCGAGAGUCACUACCGGCUCUUACCAAAAACGAGUAUGAUUCGGCUAUCGAACAGCUAAGUUCGUACUAUACAGAACAUGGUUUGAUGAAUGUCUGGCAUCAUGAC
Messenger RNA from Heterobasidion irregulare TC 32-1, 749 nucleotides. RefSeq lists its product as uncharacterized. The annotation marks the transcript as partial. Gene Ontology annotation, molecular function: protein binding. The transcript is spliced from 4 exons. The record is from RefSeq and is a predicted model, not a curated record. NCBI's taxonomy places the organism in Eukaryota, Fungi, Basidiomycota, Agaricomycetes, Russulales, Bondarzewiaceae.